Molecule: messenger RNA, 2514 nt
Organism: Trichomycterus rosablanca
Lineage: Eukaryota; Metazoa; Chordata; Actinopteri; Siluriformes; Trichomycteridae
Gene: klf9
Product: Kruppel like factor 9
Exons: 2
Coding region: 292-894 (200 amino acids)
Biological process (GO): regulation of transcription by RNA polymerase II
Molecular function (GO): RNA polymerase II cis-regulatory region sequence-specific DNA binding; DNA-binding transcription factor activity, RNA polymerase II-specific
Source: RefSeq, a predicted model, not a curated record
AGAACACUGCGCACUCCAAAUGUGCAAAACAGGAACAUUAGCUGGACAGCUUCGAACCUCUGCUGACCUGGAAAUCGUACAAGAGGAAAGGAAGGAAUUUAUGUUCUAUGUGUUUUUAUAGUGGCUGUGCGUAAACACGCAUCUGGUGUUGCCGGGAAUAAUACACGAGGAACGCGACGCGUGGGGUGGAACCCCGGUUUCUUGGAGCUGCCUCCUAUCUUCUGAUAAUCGGAAUUGCACAAGAGUUCCAGAAAGGAAAAGCACAUCGUGUUUUCGAACCUCAGAGCGACCAUGACGGACACGGAGAUCGCAGCACCCGGUGCGCCUGCGGAUAAACCGAUGGAGGUGGAUUCUGCCAAAGAGAACCAGAACCAGGAGAACCGUACCCUCCUUAUGGUGGCCAUGAUCCUGCUCGAUCUCAACCGCUGCGGUGAAGUCUGUCCCAAAAUCCCAGUGGAAAGCGAGCCGACUGGGCAAACCAGAGGCAGGGAAAAGUGCGCCACGAACCGGACUCGGAUGCGCCAAAGCGCAGAGAAGAAGCACCGGUGCCCGUACGCCGGGUGUGGAAAGACUUACGGCAAGUCCUCCCACCUGAAAGCACACUGCCGAGUCCACACAGGUGAGAGACCAUUCCAGUGCACCUGGCCCGGUUGCGCCAAGAGCUUCUCGCGCUCGGACGAGCUGACGCGCCACUUCCGCACCCACACGGGCGAGAAGCGCUUCGCCUGCCCGCUCUGCACCAAGUGCUUCAUGCGCAGCGACCACCUGACCAAGCACGCCCGCCGGCACGACGGCUUCCACCCCAGCAUGGUGCACAAAACCAAGGGCAGGAGGCGCCGCUCCUCGGCCUCCACGUCCUCCACGGCGUCGUCCGUCUCCGGAGACGUCGAGUGAUCCUCACGCCUGUAAAUCCAUCACAGAUUUUAUUUACAGAGCGAACCGCUCGCUGAGGGAAGGUCGCGGGAUCUGCGUACUAUGGGAACGUGAUGCUGGAUCCAAACAGCCCGCAGCAGACGGACGGACCCCCUACAUGAACCUGACAUAAUUACCUGCCUGCGCUGACUGCGAUAUAUGCGUUUAAAUGUGUUCUUUGUGGUAACGGGACUGAGACCGGUGCAUGUUUUCAAGCUAAAUGAUGGAAUGACUCAAAUGUUGGCAGUUUCAUUAGUCGUGUAAUAAAUUAUAAUAUUAUAAGGACAUUUUUCUGGAUCUACCCAAUGGAAGGGCCAUGGUUGGGUCAUGAGAAUGCUUCAACAUACUGUCCAGCAUAGAAGUUGAUAUAUUUUGAUCAAAUAAUUUCACAGUUAACGAACGAAAACGUAGAAAUCUCCUUCUUUAAAGUGUCUAAAAUAUUGUAAAAUAUUUACUAUAUUUUCUGUGCCAUAAUUAAAAUCAUCUAAACAAAAUAAGAAACACACCCACAUCCAUCGACGUGUCAUAAACAUGCAGGCAUAGUCAGUACCCGAGUAAAUAAAUACAGCAAAUCAACAGAGGAACAUCAUGUACAAUAUAUUUAACCCUGUUAGAAAGAGUGCAGACCAGCACAAGCUGGUUUCUGUUGCCAAUUACUCUACUACUACUGGUUUAAACUGGGUAGAGAUGGUCCCAGAUGCUUAUAGUUCUGGUUAGGUGGCUCAGUUACUUACAAUAAUUUAAAUGAAUUUAACCAUAUGACCAAAAGUAUGCAGACACCCCUUUCUAAUUUUUGGGUUUAGUUGUAUAUAAAAUUGAGACAUGUUUAGAUAAUCAGUAGGGCAGCUGUAGCUUAGUGGUUAAGGUACUGGACUAGUAAUCAAAAGGUUGCUGGUUCAAGCCCCACCACAAAGCAAGGCCCUUAACCCUCAACUGCUUAGACAGUAUACCGUCACAACUGUAAGUCGCUUUGGAUAAAAGCAUCCGCUAAAUUCCGAAAAUGUGGAUGAGUUUAACCGUAAAUCCACAGAACACCUUUGGGAUGAAUUGGAACACUGACCUGUCGAAUGCUCUUUUACAUGAACGACACACAACAGACACGACAGAAAUUGUGGAGGGCUUUGUUAUAUAUAUAUAUAUAUAUAUAUAUACUGUAUAUACACACAUAUAUAUAUAUAGUUUAUUUUAGUCAGGAUGGAAGGUGACGAAUUAAUAUUAAUGUUCAUGCUUUUGGAAUGGGCAUUGUUUGACAAUCCGGUGUCCACAUAAUUCUGGCCAUAGAGUGCAGUUUCGUUUAACAUAAAUAAGUAAAUAAAUAAAAAAAUAAAAUAUAAUACUAUUUUUUACUGGUAACUGAGUAUGAUAAGCAUCUUAAACCAGUGGUAUGUCAAUAUUUGGCAGCAGAAAUAAGCUUAUUAUAUUAUUAUUAUAUUUUUUCAUUGUAUUAUGAGCGUUUCUAGAUGAUGUAGCAGCAGACAGGCGUUUGGAUUAGACGUUAUGUUGUUCACGAAUGUUCACGUUAGCUUUUAACACUAAGCUGAACGAGUAAUUGAUGUAAAUGACAUUUAUAUAUGUACUAUAAAAGGGAAUUUUACUAUAAAA